AUGGCGGAGGAGGUAUGGGUGGGCACCUGGAGGCCCCAUCGCCCCCGGGGACCCAUCAUGGCCCUCUACAGCAGCCCCGGACCCAAGUACCUGAUUCCACCCACCACAGGCUUUGUGAAGCACACGCCCGACAAGCUGCGUGCACCGGCCUACAGCUUCCACGGGGCCCCCACGCUCCUGGCAGAGAACUGCUCCCCGGGGCCCCGCUACAGCGUGAACCCCAAGAUACUGAGGACUGGCAAGGACAUCGGCCCCGCCUACUCCAUCCUGGGGCGCUACUGCACUAAGACCACGCUGACCCCCGGCCCUGGCCACUACUUUCCAGAGAAAUCUACCAAGCAUGUGUUCGACUCGGCGCCCAGCCACUCCAUUUCUGCCCGAACCAAGACCUUCCGAGUGGACAGCACCCCAGGCCCCGCUGCCUACAUGCUGCCCGUGGUGAUGGGGCCCCACACUGUCGGCAAGGCCUCCCAGCCCGCCUUCUCCAUCAAGGGCCGCAGCAAGCUGGGCAGCUUCAGCGACGACCUGUACAAGACCCCAGGUCCCGCAGCCUACCGCCAGACCGAUGUCCAGGUGACCAAGUUCAAGGCUCCACAGUACACCAUGGCUGCCCGAGUGGAGCCCCCGGGGGACAAGACCCUCAAGCCAGGACCAGGAGCCCACAGCCCUGAGAAGGUGACAGUGACCAAGCCCUGCGCCCCGAUCGUCACCUUUGGCAUCAAGCAUUCUGACUACAUGACACCCCUGGUCGUGGACGUGGAAUAG
Messenger RNA from Delphinapterus leucas (beluga whale), 765 nucleotides. The record is from RefSeq and is a predicted model, not a curated record. NCBI's taxonomy places the organism in Eukaryota, Metazoa, Chordata, Mammalia, Artiodactyla, Monodontidae.